Oncorhynchus gorbuscha (pink salmon) is the source of this 3929-nucleotide messenger RNA. RefSeq names its product ATP-binding cassette sub-family D member 2-like. Gene Ontology annotation, molecular function: ABC-type transporter activity; ATP hydrolysis activity; long-chain fatty acid transmembrane transporter activity. Bases 186 to 2405 code for a protein of 739 amino acids. Gene Ontology annotation, biological process: fatty acid beta-oxidation; long-chain fatty acid import into peroxisome; peroxisome organization. Gene Ontology annotation, cellular component: peroxisomal membrane. The record is from RefSeq and is a predicted model, not a curated record. The transcript has 10 exons. NCBI's taxonomy places the organism in Eukaryota, Metazoa, Chordata, Actinopteri, Salmoniformes, Salmonidae.
AAUAAAACACUGCCAAACCAAAUGACGGAAAUACUGGAACGUAGCUAGCGGUUGAGUUUUCUAGCUGAAGCAUCGCACCAUUGUAUGAGGUAGAUUGUUUUUCCAUCAUGAUACUAACUCCCGGUGGAUGUAGAACGGAAUAACAUCAAAGAAGACUAGCUCUUUGAUCGCUUUGUAGGGGAAAGAUGUCCAAUAUACUUGAUGCGGCGUCCAGAGUGAAAUGGGACCGGGCGACUGCUGCGAAGCGAGCUAUCUUUCUCGCGGCCGCUGCCUAUGGGGUGAAAACCCUGUACCCCAUCGUCUGCAGACAAUUCGUGAAACGGAACGAAUGCAGGAAUAGAAGGGGGUCUAAAGGAGAGGAAAAUGGCUCGACGGUGAAAUCACAAACAGAUGCACUGAGUCAUAAAAAGUCACCUGGUGUAAACGCUGAAUUUUUUAAGCAGAUACUUGAACUCAUUAAAAUUCUCUUUCCAAAGCUUGUCUCCAAAGAGCUUGGAUUGCUGUCUCUGCAUUCGGUCGCGUUGAUAUCCCGGACGUUUCUGUCUAUCUAUGUCGCAGGCUUGGAUGGCAAGAUUGUGAAAACAAUCGUUGAGAAAGAACCACGAAGCUUCAUCAUCCAGCUGAUGAAAUGGCUCCUUAUUGCUAUCCCGGCCACAUUCGUGAACAGUGUUAUCCGCUACCUGGAAUGCAAGCUGGCUCUCGCCUUCCGCACACGGCUAGUGGACCAUGCCUACACCACAUAUUUCACAGACCAGACCUACUACAAAGUUAGCAACAUGGACGGGAGACUGACCAACCCGGACCAGUCUCUUACCGAGGACGUAAUGAUGUUUUCCCAAUCCGUGGCGCAUCUCUACUCGAACCUCACUAAGCCCAUCUUGGAUGUGAUACUCACCUCCUACACCCUCAUCCAGACGGCCCGGUCCAGGGGGGCCAACGCCAGCGGGCCGACCCUGCUGGCUGGGUUGGUGGUGUUUUGCACGGCCAAGGUUCUGAGGGCCUGUUCGCCAAAAUUCGGAAAACUAGUAGCUGAAGAGGCCCACAGGAAAGGCCAUUUGCGCUAUGUGCAUUCCAGGAUCAUUGCCAAUGCAGAGGAGAUCGCCUUCUACAGGGGCCACAAGGUGGAGAUGCGUCAGCUGCAGAAGUGCUACCGGGCCCUGGCGGAGCAGAUGAACUUGAUCCUGUCCAAGCGUCUGUGGUACAUCAUGAUAGAGCAGUUCCUCAUGAAGUACGUGUGGAGUAGCUGUGGACUAGUCAUGGUGGCUGUGCCCAUCAUCACAGCUACUGGCUUCGCUGACAGCGAAACCGCCGACGGUCAGACUCAGGUGCUGGUGAGCGAGAGGACAGAGGCUUUCACCACCGCACGCAAUCUCCUGGCCUCUGGAGCUGACGCCAUCGAGAGAAUCAUGUCCUCCUACAAAGAGGUCACAGAGCUGGCAGGCUACACAACGCGCGUCUACAACAUGUUCCUGGUGUUUGGCGAGGUGCAGAGGGGCGUGUACAAGCGCUCAUCCACAUCUACCACGGGAACAGGAGAGAAGAAGAACGUGGCCAGGCCAGAGAUGCACAUCGAUGGGCCUUUGGAAAUCAAAGGAAGAGUCAUCGAUGUGGACAAUGGCAUCGUGUGUGAGAGUGUCCCUAUCAUCACUCCCAAUGGAGACAUAGUGGUCUCCAGUCUCAACUUCAAGGUGGAGGAAGGUAUGCACCUGUUGAUCACAGGUCCUAACGGCUGUGGGAAGAGUUCUCUGUUCAGGAUCCUCAGUGGGCUGUGGCCUGUCUAUGGGGGGCGGCUGCACAAACCCUCCCCACAACACAUGUUCUACAUACCACAAAGGCCGUACAUGUCCAUUGGAACCCUGAGAGACCAGGUGAUCUACCCAGACUCUCCAAAGGACAUGCAUGACCGAGGCUACAGAGAUAAGGACCUAGAGGUCAUACUGGACAUCGUUAACCUCAACCAGAUAGUGACCCGCGAGGGCGGUUGGGAUGCAGAGAUGGACUGGAAGGAUGUGUUGUCUGGGGGAGAGAAACAGAGGAUGGGCAUGGCUCGCAUGUUCUACAACAGGCCAAAGUAUGCCCUGUUGGAUGAGUGCACCAGUGCUGUCAGCAUUGAUGUGGAGGGAAAAAUAUUCCAGGCUGCAAAGGAUGCUGGGAUAUCAUUACUGUCAAUCACCCACAGGCCUUCCCUCUGGAAGUACCACACCCACCUGUUACAGUUUGAUGGUGAGGGAGGAUGGAGGUUCGAGCAGCUGGACACCGCUACUCGUCUCUCCCUGACCGAGGAGAAACAGCGCCUCGAAUCCUCACUUGCGGGAAUACCCAAGAUGCAACACAGACUCAACGAACUCUGUAAGAUCCUGGGAGAGGACUCAGUCCUCAAAACAGCCGACGCAGCAAAGGACUGAAAGAAAAGGAAUGAAAGAAAGAGCGAGAUGGAUGUUAAGGAAGUCAAAGUAUUAUUUUUCUUUGUUUCAACGCACACCGACUGCAUAUUCCCAUACGUGUCCAGUGUUGGGGUUGAAUUUGAAGAAUUCCUCAACAAUGUUGUUUUAUAGAUGUUUUCAUCGCUGGAAUAGUUGAGACUUAAAAUCUCUGACAAGCUGAGACUCACAUUUUAUUUGGUUGAACAAUGAAGUAAAAAUAUUGUUCAUUUUUAGCACUUUACUCAAGUUGAGGAAAUGUAAAUUGUUAUUGCCGUUGUAGUUAUCAAGUGAAGUAGUAGGCUUAUGUUUUUUUGCGAGAUGGUAUUUUUCCUUAUUUUAUUGUGUAGAUUUGCUUGUGUUAAUAAAAAACUACUAUGUACAGGAAAAGGCUCAAAGCUUUCCAUUAAAAAAAAUGCGUAGUUUUAUGAGACAAGUUUAAAAGAUUGACGUUUCGGCAUUUAAUCGCCUCCUACGUCAGUCUUUAAACUGGUCUAAUAAUACGUUGUUUUAAUUAUGGCGAUCGAGCGUUGCGCCUUUACCUGUCCAAUGAUGUCUACUAAUGUUUUUAUUUAACCUUGACUCACUUUGGUUGAGCACAUCUUUAUAUAAAAAAAUAGUAGAAAGGUAAUUGGAUGAUAUGAAACAAUGAUCAUCCGAGUUUUUACAAUCAUAUGAAGUUAUUCAUUAAGGUUAGGCUAAUAAGCAUACAGUUUUAAAGGUAGCCCAGCUGGUCAAAUUUAAAGUAACAUAAAUGAGUGUCCCCUUGGCGCUGGGUUAUGUCAUAAGGACAUCUUCCUUAUUACAUUACUGGAUGUGUUUUUCACAGGUUUUCCCCUCAGAACUGCAGUAUAGUAAUAUAUUCAAAAUACCUAUCUGGCUCUGCAUUUUAAAUAACACCCUUCCCUAGACCUAUAUAGUGCACUAAUUUGACCUCAGGCCUGAUUUGCCUUUGUUAGUGGCUAAGAGAUGGUUAUCUUAGGAGCUAUUAUUGGACAUUAGUGCAUAAGUGACAGCUGUUGGUCUGUUGCAAUAGGCUUCUGGUUAACUGAACAAAUACAAUGGAUUUCAAGGCAUCCUGUCUUGUCUCCAGCAGAGCACAGCAGGAAUUGGACUGGGCUCGCUCACACAAACGCACGCACAAGAACGCUAACACACACACAUCACCUGGCAAAGCCCUCCUCACUGUCACUAGGGUAAUAUCUGUGGAACAGGAUGUUUUGUGUCGUCUCGGUCUACAAUCUUCACCCCCUAUAAGAAAUAAUGUCACAUCUUCAGCAAGAGGUUUACAUUGUGUUCUACGAUAACCACUGUUGAUUUCCGUUGUGGUUCAGUACGGUUUACUUGGUUGCUGAGAACAAUGAACUGUUACCUUGUUAUAUCCACCCACACUUAAAAUCAAUCUAGUUCAGCAAUUCAUAUUUGUUAUCAGCGACUUAUCUCAGACUGUAUACUGUGAACUUUGUUGUUCCUUUUUUUGAUAAUGUCAUAAAAUGUAUUUUUAAUGUG